Pestalotiopsis fici W106-1 is the source of this 3090-nucleotide messenger RNA. RefSeq lists its product as uncharacterized. NCBI's taxonomy places the organism in Eukaryota, Fungi, Ascomycota, Sordariomycetes, Amphisphaeriales, Sporocadaceae. Gene Ontology annotation, cellular component: nucleus. The record is from RefSeq and is a predicted model, not a curated record. The transcript is spliced from 2 exons. Bases 1 to 3090 code for a protein of 1029 amino acids.
AUGGCGUCUUUCGACGAUAACGCGCUGUCCAAGCUGACAGAAAAGAUUGAUCAAAAGCUGUCUGAGUCAAAAAAGGGCCCAAAGAAGAAGCAGUCACAGCAGAACCUCAAGUCGCCGCAAAGCAAGCCCGACUUGAAGAGGAAAAGACAAGACGACAAGGCCGAACCUGCCGCCAAGAAACGCAACGACGUGCCCAAGCGUGACUUUAAGGACAACAAGAAAGACCGCAAGAACAAGGACGCAAACCCAAACAAGAAUGGCCCAAAGCCGACACAGAAUGGCGCAUCCUCCUCCAAUGUGCUUCUGGACGAAAUCAGAGCGCUCGGCGGUGAUGAGCAGGACCUAGAGCUUGUUGGGGGUAUAGACUCUGAGGACGAGGACAUUGGUGGCGGUGGUGGUGGCGCCAAGGGUAGCCAACUUGACAAAGCUCUACAAGCAGAACUAGCCAAGUUUGCUUCAGGGCUCGGCUUCGAAAAGGUGCAGCCUGAAGUGGCAGAGGAGGAGGAGGAGGCUGAAGAAGAGGCCGAACAAGACGAGGAAGAAGAGGACUGGGAGGAGGCAUCGGAAGAAGAGGAAGCCGCCCCAAGCAAAGCAAAGUCCGAGAAAAAGACCACGACCGCCCAGUCGAUACCUAGAGGCGAUUGGAAAACGAUAUUUGAGCCUCGUCCCGAUUGGCAUGCUGUUGAAUUGACAAGACUUCCCGAACCCAACCUCGACGACGAUGUUGGCCAAUAUUUCUCAGCCAUUGCCGGAUUGAAGGCCUACGCCAAGCGCGUCUUGGAAGAAGACAGCACCACCCACAACACCUCUCAGCAAUCGUCGUCUUCGCGCAAGUUCAUGUCAGAAAUCAUGUCCUCUGGUACCAUGUCUGAUAAGACGUCCGCCUUGACACUCGCCAUUCAAGAAUCGCCAGUACAUAGCAUCAAAGCACUCGAAAACCUCAUUGGACUUGCAACAAAGCGUAGUCGUGGCCAGGCUCUGGCCGCAGCAGCCGCCCUGGUGGAUUUGUUGGGACCUGGUAGUCUUUUGCCCUCGGAUCGACGCCUGCGCACAUUCGGUUCCCAGCCUGGUCUAAUUGGCACACUGCAAAAACACCACAUCAAGACUUGGACAGAUAAGCAGGGCCUUCCAGGUGUGAUCAACAAGGCACACCUCGUUUCUUGGGCCUUUGAGGACUGGCUCAAGGAGGCCUACUUCAGAAUCAUUCAGGCCAUCGAAACGUGGUGCAACGAUGAGAUUGAAUACUCGCGGGUCAGAUCCAUUGACAUGGUUUAUGCCCUGCUGAAGGAUAAACCCGAGCAGGAGUCCAACUUGCUUCGGUUGCUAGUCAACAAGCUGGGAGACCGUGAGAAGAAGAUUGCUUCAAGAGCAUCAUAUCUUCUCCUGCAGCUCUUGAACAUUCACCCAGGAAUGAAGGCAAUCAUGAUCAAGACUAUUGAGCAGGAGGUCGUCUUCCGACCUGGACAAAACAUCCGAACAAAAUACUACGCCACAAACACCUUGAACCAGACUAUUUUGAGUAGCAAGGAGCCACAAAUAGCCGACUCAUUGCUAAAGAUUUACUUUGGCAUGUUCGUUGCUCUCCUCAAGAGCGGCGAUCUCGGCGACGUGGAGAAGUUUGAGGCUUCAGAGAAGCCCGAAAAGACAAAAGCUAAGAAGCGAACUCGUGCGCCGGGACCUUCCAAGAAAGAAAUUGAAGAAGCCAAGCACACUCAAGCUGAAAGAGAGUCGGCCGAGAAGCUGGUGUCGGCUAUUUUGACUGGUAUCAACCGAGCUGUACCAUUCUCCGAGACUGACUCGUCGACUCUCGAAACCCAUCUCGACACGUUAUUCCGCAUUACUCAUUCCUCAAACUUCAACACCAGUAUCCAGGCCUUGAUGCUGAUUCAACAAAUGGCCACCACUCGGCAUCUGGCUACGGAAAGAUUCUACCGCACCCUUUACGAGUCUCUAUUGGACCCCCGAUUGAUGACCUCGUCGAAGCAAGCCUUGUAUCUGAAUCUUCUGUACCGGAGCUUGAAGAACGAUGUCGAUCUUCGCCGAGUCAAGGCUUUCGUCAAGCGAAUGCUUCAAGUUCUUAACCUUCACCAGCCCUCUUUCGUAUGCGGCAUUAUUUAUUUGAUCAUGGAGCUGUGGGCGACGUUCCCCGAUCUCAGCACUCUGCUGAAUGAGCCCGAGGAGCAUGAUGAAUUGGAGGGAACGAACAACACAGACGAGCAGGGCGACGAGCCACCGAAGCCAACCGAUGCUUAUGAUGGCCGAAAGAGAGUUCCCGAAUACAGCAAUGCUCAUCGCAGUUGCUUGUGGGAGCUGAUGCCUUUCUUGAGACAUUACCACCCAACAGUCGACAUUUAUGCCACCAGCUUGCUGAAUGGCAAGAAGCCAGCACAGAAGCCCGAUCUCACCAGUCACACCUUGAUCAACUUCCUUGACAAGUUUGUCUACAAGAACCCUAAGGCCACCGACACCACGAGAGGUAACUCGCUUAUGCAACCUGUGGCUGCUGCUGGGCAAGGCAGUGUUCUGGUCACCGGCAGGCCCAGUGGCAAGGCUUCCGUGUCCCUCAACUCUGCAGAGUUCUGGAACAAGAAGGUCCAGGAUGUUGCCGUCGAGGACGUAUUCUUCCACGAGUACUUUAACCGGGUUGGCAAGCCUGCCCAAGCUGACCGUGCCAAGAAGGCCAAGGCCGACGAGGAGGAUGAGGAGCUCGGCGCUGAAGGCAGCGACGCCGGCGAGGACGAGAUCUGGGAAGCCCUCAAGGCGUCGCGGCCCGAGGUGCAAGAAGACUCGGAGAGCGAGCUGGGCUCCGACUUUGAAGAGCUCAUGGACGAUGGAUCCGAUGAUGGUCUCAACGAGGAUGCAAUGGACGUGGACGGCGAGUCAGAUGGUGGUCUCGACUUUUCUGAUGCUUCAUCGCUCGACUUUAGCAGCGAUGAAGAAGAGGAGGGCGGUGCGCCAGCUGCCAAGGAGGACAAUGGCAAGCCCGAAUCUGAGGCCCGCAAGAGGAAGAAGAUGCUCAAGGGUUUGCCGACAUUUGCUUCGGUCGAUGAUUAUGCUCAAAUGCUGGCAGAGGAGGAAGACGGUUUAUAG